Rhinopithecus roxellana (golden snub-nosed monkey) is the source of this 2422-nucleotide messenger RNA. RefSeq names its product CASP8 and FADD like apoptosis regulator (gene CFLAR). Gene Ontology annotation, biological process: proteolysis; negative regulation of extrinsic apoptotic signaling pathway via death domain receptors. The transcript has 10 exons. Lineage: Eukaryota; Metazoa; Chordata; Mammalia; Primates; Cercopithecidae. The record is from RefSeq and is a predicted model, not a curated record. The coding region runs from base 561 to 2087 and encodes 508 amino acids. Gene Ontology annotation, molecular function: cysteine-type endopeptidase activity; protein binding.
CGCCAUUGCACUCCAGCCUGGGCCACAGAGCGAGACUCCGUCUCAAAAAAGAAAGAAGAAAGAAAGAAAGCAAAAAAAAAAAAAAAAAAAAAAAAAAAAAACAAACCACCUCGCAGUGCUUACUCCUAACGCGUGGAACUUGUGUCGACAUCCACCCUCGGUUACUGCAUACUCAGUCACACAAGCCAAAGCAGGAAACAGCGAGCUGGCAGCCUCACCGACGAGUCUCAACUAAAAGGGACUCCCGGAACUAGGGAUGGGGACUCGGCCUAACACAGUGAGUGCCGGCUAUUGGACUUUUGUCCAGUGACGGCUGAGGCAAAGCCCAGGGCUAUCCAAAGACCACGGGAGGGGGUGUGGGAGAGAAGCGCCGCGAACAGCCAUCGCCCAGCACCAAGUCCGCUUCCAGGCUUUCGGUUUCUUUGCCUCCAUCUUGCGUGCGCCUUCCGGGCGUCUAGGGGAGCUAAGGCUGAGGUGUCAGCGGCAGGAGAGUCCGGCCGCGACAGGACGAACUCCCCCACUGGAAAGGAUUCUGAAAGAAAUGAAGUCAGCCCUCAGAAAUGAAGUUGACUGCCUGCUGGCUUUCUGUUGACUGGCCCGGAGCUGUACUUCUGCAGACCCUUGUGAGCUUCUCUAAGAGUAGGAUGUCUGCUGAGGUCAUCCAUCAGGUCGAAGAAGCACUUGACACAGAUGAGAAGGAGAUGCUGCUCUUUUUGUGCCGGGAUGUUGCUAUAGAUGUGGUUCCACCUAAUGUCAGGGACCUUCUGGAUAUUUUACGUGAAAGAGGUAAGCUGUCUGUCGGGGACUUGGCUGAACUGCUCUACAGAGUGAGGCGAUUUGACCUGCUCAAACGAAUCUUGAAGAUGGACAGAAAAGCUGUGGAGACCCACCUGCUCAGGAACCCUCACCUUGUUUCGGACUAUAGAGUGCUGAUGGCAGAGAUUGGUGAGGAUUUGGAUAAAUCUGAUGUAUCCUCAUUAAUUUUCCUCAUGAAGGAUUACAUGGGCCGAGGCAAGAUAAACAAGGAGAAGAGUUUCUUGGACCUUGUGGUUGAGUUGGAGAAACUAAAUCUGGUUGCCCCAGAUCAACUGGAUUUAUUAGAAAAAUGCCUAAAGAACAUCCACAGAAUAGACCUGAAGACAAAAAUCCAGAAAUACAAGCAGUCUGCUCAAGGAGCAGGGACAGGUUAUAAGAAUGUUCUCCAAGCAGCAAUCCAAAAGAGUCUCAAGGAUCCUUCAAAUAACUUCAGGCUCCACAAUGGGAGAAGUAAAGAACAAAGACUUAAGGAGCAACUUGGCACUCAACAAGAACCAGUGAAGACAUCCAUUCAGGAAUCAGCAGCUUUUAUGCCUCAGAGCAUACCUGAAGAGAGAUACAAGAUGAAGAGCAAGCCCCUAGGAAUCUGCCUGAUAAUCGAUUGCAUUGGCAAUGAGACAGAGCUUCUUCAAGACACCUUCACUUCCCUGGGCUAUGAAGUCCAGAAAUUCUUGCAUCUCAGCGUGAAUGGUAUAUCCCAGAUUCUUGGCCAAUUUGCCUGUAUGCCCGAGCACCGAGACUACGAUAGCUUUGUGUGUGUCCUGGUGAGCCGAGGAGGCUCCCAGAGCGUGUAUGGUGUGGAUCAGACUCACUCAGGACUCCCCCUGCAUCACAUCAGGAGGAUGUUCAUGGGAGAUUCAUGCCCUUAUCUAGCAGGGAAGCCAAAGGUGUUUUUUAUUCAGAACUAUGUAGUGUCAGAGGGCCAGCUGGAGGACAGCAGCCUCUUGGAGGUAGAUGGGCCAGCAAUGAAGAAUGUGGAAUUCAAGGCUCAGCAGCGAGGGCUGAGCACAGUUCACCGAGAAGCUGACUUCUUCUGGAGCCUGUGCACUGCGGAUGUGUCCCUGCUGGAGCGGUCCUACAGCUCACCGUCCCUGUACCUGCAGUGCCUCUCCCAGAAACUGAGACAAGAAAGAAAACGCCCACUCCUGGAUCUCCACAUUGAACUCAAUGGCCACAUUUAUGAUUGGAACAGCAGAGUUUCUGCCAAGGAGAAAUACUAUGUCUGGCUGCAGCACACUCUGAGGAAGAAACUUAUCCUCUCCUACACAUAAGAAACCAAAAGGCCAGGCACAGUGGCUCAUGCCUGUAAUCCCAGCACUUUGGGAGGCCAAAGAGGGCAGAUCACUUCAGGUCAGGAGUUCGAGACCAGCCUGGCCAACAUGGUAAACGCUGUCUCUAAUAAAAAUACAAAAAUUAGCUGGGUGUGGGGGUGGGUACCUGUGUUCCCAGUUACUUGGGAGGCUGAGGCAGGAGGAUCUUUUGAACCCAGGAGUUCAGGGUCAUAGCAUGCUAUGAUUGUGCCUACAAAUAACCACCGCAUACCAAUCUGGGCAAUAUAGCAAGACCCCAUCUCUUAAAAGAAAAAAAAAGGACAGGAACUAUUUUA